AUCGUAAGCAGGCACGUGCCUUCCCGCCAAGAAACCGCGACCUCAUCUCCGUCUCCCUCCCCCUCCCUCACUCGCUCUCUAUCUGGCACAGUUCAUCCUCCUCUUCGGUAGUUUUGCGCUACUCUGCUGUGUGGCCGGGGGGGGCAAAACCUAGCAAGAAAAAAUGAGAACGUGCUUGCUGUCGGCGGCGCUGCUGUUCCUUGGAGGAGCACAAGGAUUCAUCACCAGCCUGCCGAGAUUACCCACUCGUGACAUCACUCCCACGCCCGGACGAUGUAGAGUACCACGACUGGCCUUGACACCACCCCGAAAGCCCAAUACUGGGGCGGGUGCCGGGUCUGCUGCUGCCGGGGGCGAUGACAAUGGCGGGGCGAACGAUGUGUUGAAAUCGACCAGCGGGAUCACCAGAGCGCCUCUCCGGAUAACUCCGAACUUUCAGCCCCAGGAGAAGCGGAGGCCGAAAUUCAAUGUAGAUAAGGACGUCACCUAUGGGGCGUUCUUGACGGAAGAGAGCUUUGAUAUCGCCGCAAUGGCUUGGGAAGAAUUCUCCGACUUUCUUCGGCGCACGGUCGAGCGGAACUUGAACGGAGCGCAGUUCGACUUCGACACUCGGCAGUGGUCGAGCAGCAUUCGCAAGUGGUGGAGCAGGGCCGUGGAGAUGGACGUGCAAGCCAAAGCCGACCUUUUCCGGCUUUAUGAUAGCAGCGUAGGGCAGAGGGAUGCCAGGGGGAACCAGGCCUUGAAAGUGGACGCAAGGGUCGAGGACGAAUGGGAUAGCAUCUACGUAGAUUGCCAAGAUGUCGCCGACGUAGACUUUCAGGACUGGUCAUUCGACAGCAGUAUCAGCGGUGGGGUCGAGGGGGCGGCGACAGGGAGCGACGUCACGGGUUGGAGAUCAUCAGAAUCAUCAUCAGAAGCCUUGCCGUCAUCGUUGCGGAAGGAGGGGGGUGGAUGGGGCGCGAGUCCCGGUAGUGCAAGCACUGGUGGCUCUCGCUCGGCGCUCAUGGCUGCCAUGGACGCGUUCCAAGAGGAGGAGGAAGCGGAGGAGGGGGAAGAAGAAGGGACGGGCAGCGAGGGCUUCGAUGAUGAGGAGAUUAUCGACUGUGCGAUCAGGGGUCGGUGGACUUUCACAAACAACGAUGACCCGGGGUGUUUCGAAGCAGACGGAAGUGACGCACCGUGA
Ectocarpus siliculosus is the source of this 1183-nucleotide messenger RNA. The record is from the annotation of a GenBank genome assembly. Lineage: Eukaryota; Phaeophyceae; Ectocarpales; Ectocarpaceae.